AUGUACAAGCUUCUCGGUUCUUUUGCUGUCGCCUCUUUGGCAUCUGGUGCCAUUGCCUCGCCGGCCGACCCUGCCAUCACUGCGUCGCCGUCGUUGAACAAGCGGGCUGAUUCUUGCACCUUCUCUGGUGAGGAUGGCGCUGCCUCUGCCAGUGCCUCGCAGGCCUCAUGCGCUACCAUUACCUUGUCCGAUGUUGCAGUUCCCUCUGGCACUACCCUUGACCUGAGCGACCUUGAGGACGACACCACUGUCAUCUUCGAGGGCACCACCACCUGGGGCUACAAGGAAUGGGAAGGCCCUCUCCUCCAAAUCAAGGGCAAGGGCAUCACCGUCAAGGGGGCCUCCGGCGCAAAGCUGAACGCCGACGGAGCCCGCUGGUGGGACUCUGAGGGCAGCAACGGCGGCAAGACGAAGCCCAAGUUCUUCGCCGCGCACUCGCUGUCCGACUCCAGCAUCACGGACUUGUACAUUGAAAACACGCCCGUGCAGGCCGUCAGCAUCAACGGCUGCGAUGGCCUGACCGUCACCGAUAUGACCAUUGACAACUCCGCCGGUGACAGCGGUGGCGGCCACAACACUGAUGGCUUCGACAUUGGCUCUAGCAACAAUGUCGAGAUCAAGGGUGCGAAGGUGUACAACCAGGAUGACUGCGUUGCCGUCAACUCUGGUACCCAGAUUACCUUCAGCGGUGGUACUUGCUCUGGAGGCCACGGUCUGUCGAUUGGCAGUGUUGGUGGCCGUGACGACAACACCGUUGACACUGUUACUUUUGAGGACUCGACAGUGACCAAGUCGGACAACGGUAUCCGCAUCAAGGCCAAGUCCGGCGAGUCCGGUGAAAUCAAGGGCGUGACCUACUCCGGCAUCACCCUCGAGUCCAUCAACAAGUACGGUAUCCUCAUCGAACAAAACUACGACGGCGGCGACCUCCACGGAGACCCAACUUCCGACCUUCCCAUCACCGGUCUGACCGUCGAGAACAUCUCUGGCUCCGGCGCUGUCGCCUCGGACGGCCACAACAUCGCCAUUGUCUGCGGCAGCUCUGGCUGCUCUGACUGGACUUGGUCUGGUGUUGAGGUCUCUGGUGGUGAGGACUAUGAUGACUGCCAGAACGUUCCUAGCGUUGCGUCUUGCUCUGCUUAG
Molecule: messenger RNA, 1143 nt
Organism: Aspergillus puulaauensis
Lineage: Eukaryota; Fungi; Ascomycota; Eurotiomycetes; Eurotiales; Aspergillaceae
Product: glycoside hydrolase family 28 protein
Exons: 4
Coding region: 1-1143 (380 amino acids)
Biological process (GO): pectin catabolic process
Cellular component (GO): extracellular region
Molecular function (GO): polygalacturonase activity
Source: RefSeq, a predicted model, not a curated record